Molecule: messenger RNA, 1968 nt
Organism: Heterobilharzia americana
Lineage: Eukaryota; Metazoa; Platyhelminthes; Trematoda; Strigeidida; Schistosomatidae
Source: the annotation of a GenBank genome assembly
AUGUCGUCAGCUCGAGCUGCCUCUGCAAUCAAAGAGGUCAUAAACUUUAAAAAUGCGAAGAGAAUAUCUUUCCUUCUGAUGAUAAUAGUAUCAAUCUACCAUGGAUUUCUAAUGACAAAAUCAGGGGGCAAUUUGUGCAAAUCUCUACUGAGUGAUGGCAGGUCAGGACCUGAUGGAGAGUUUCGACCAUAUAGUUGCAUGAUACAUACUUAUCUGUCGAGGGAUAGCCAUAAAUGCUUUAAAAGACUUGCACCUUGGGGUGAUGUAGUUCGACUCUAUUUUGUGGGAGAUUCACGAUUGAAAAAGCUUUUCAAAGCUUUUGUUUACCACAUAAAUGAUGGAGCUACUGGAGAGAAUUUUACAUCAAAAAUGAGCGUAACAGAUGAUUCUCAAUAUGUAACUGGAGAAGUUGAUUUGCGCUUCUUCCAUCAUGAUGAGAUUACAGAUGAUACACUAAACUUAUUUAAAUCAUGGAGUGGUUCAACUAAUUUGUCCAGUGUUACUGAAUCAAAUAUAGACGGUAAUAAAAUGAAUCAUGUCUCUACACCUACACACUUGGUCAUUUCAAUGGGUACGAAAACGAUACAACGUUACAAUCAAUCGGAAGACGGACUUUUAGAAUAUAUGAAUGGAGUUAAACGUCUUACUGGUGUUCUAGAUGAAUUGAAAUUUGCACGUAGUGUUUGGAUGUUACAAGAUCCUGUUGCAGAGAGUCUUUUAUCUAAAGAAUUGAAAUUUGUUACAAAUGAUUUAAUAGAUAAAUAUAACGAAGUGGCAUCAAGAGCUAUGAAAUAUGUAACUGGUGUAGAAAUAUGGAGUUCAAAUCGUCUAAUUGCACUGGAAGUUGGAUUUCCAACGAUCAACUGGAAUUGUCGUCGACUUCAGACCUUGUCUACAAGUAUAAAUAAUUUUGAUAAAAUGACAGCUGUUACAUCAUCAUUGGAAUAUAAAAAUAAUACUUCUGGUAAUGUAUGUUUGGAAAUGCCGAUGCUUUCGGACGGGUAUCAUGUAUCAGAUAAAGCCAUGAAGGAGAAUGUACAAAUUCUCUUAAAUCUGUACUGCAACAACCAAAUGAAAUUCUCUGAUGGUACUUGUUGUCGUGGUUCUGAGCCGAUUACACCUGUUCAAGAAAAAUGCUUUAUAUUUUAUGCUAUUUGUGUUUUAAGCACAUUUCUGUGCUUUCUUUACAGUCAGUUUGUUUCUCAUGGUGUUCAACUGAAAAACUUCCGUAAAUUUCUAUUAUCCCUUUUUCGUAAAACAACAGAAUCAUCACAACUUUAUAUUCCAAUUGAAAAUAAUUCAGAUGCUGAUGAUGACCAUGUAGACAAUGAUGAUAGUCAUAAUAAUUGCAGUAAUGAUAAUAAUGACACAUCUAGUUCAUUCUUUAUUGAAUUCUAUGAGCUAAGCAGUGCUCUUUCCAAAUUUGGUGCUAUUAUGAUGUACUUUUUUAUAUGUGAUAGGACAAUACUAUUCAUGAAGGCUAAUAAAGGUUAUACAAAUAUGAGUUUUAUCCUCCCUAUUAUCUAUUGCUUUGUAUUAGGUCUUUUCUUUAGUGGGCCUACUAAGCGAACUAAAGUUAAUCACCUUGACAUAACACGUGAAUGGAAGGGAUGGAUGCAAUUAUACCUCUUAAUUUAUCAUUUCACUGAUUCUUAUCGAGUAACUCCAAUUUUUAUGUCUGCUCGUCUAGUUGUUUCAAGUUAUUUAUUUCUAUCAGGAUUUGGUCAUUUCUGUUAUUUUUGGCGUAAACCUGUAGCACAAAUUAGUUGGCUUAAACUGUUAAAUUAUCGACGUUUUUCUCGAGAAUUUUGUACUGCAUGGAAAGCGUUCUGGCAAAUUUUACACCGUUACUUGAUUGUUAUUUAUCGCUUUAACUUCUUCGUCUUCGGUCUAUGCCUUGUAAUGAAUCGUGGUUAUUUAGCCUAUUAUUUCAUUCCUUUAAUAUCUUUUGGUUUACUGUUGUAUUGA